Ochlerotatus camptorhynchus is the source of this 948-nucleotide messenger RNA. Its product is annotated as brachyurin-like. The transcript has a single exon. The record is from RefSeq and is a predicted model, not a curated record. Gene Ontology annotation, biological process: proteolysis. The coding region runs from base 45 to 938 and encodes 297 amino acids. Gene Ontology annotation, molecular function: serine-type endopeptidase activity. Lineage: Eukaryota; Metazoa; Arthropoda; Insecta; Diptera; Culicidae.
CUGCCCAUAUCAAUCACUCGACUUGACGCAAACAUACAGGAGUAAUGAUGAAUACAUUGGUCGUACUUGUGGCGGCCCUGGCCUUGGCCAGCGCGGCGGUUAUUGAUUUUUCUAAAGUGAAACGCGUCGAGGAGCUGGACAUCUUCUGGGAGCAACUGGAUCCCCAGCUGCAAGUGUUGCGCCCGUCUCCAGAUGAACGGAUCGUCAACGGCCAGGAAGCCCAGCCGAACCAGUUCCCGUAUCAAGCCUUGGUGCUGAGUUUCUUCGAGGGUGACAACUCCGGUCUGUGCGGCGGUACCGUACUGACACCGACCUCAGUAUUAACUGCUGCUCACUGCGUUCAGAUUGGAACUGUUGCAAUCCGUGGUACUGUAGUCCUGGGGGCUCACAAUCGUCAGGUGGUUGAAUCAACUCAGCAGAGAUUCGACUUUGCCACGAUCAACGUCCAUCCGAGUUACAUCGCUUCGCUGCUGCGUAACGACAUCGCUACGGUACGCUUGUCCGCUCCAGCUGUGUUCAAUGCGUUUGUGCAACCGAUCGACAUUCCUGCCCUGUCGGAUACCAGGACAUUUGCUGGAAUGACGGGUAUCAUCUCCGGAUUUGGUCGUACUUCGGAUGAAACCGGUUCGCCGGCUAGCGAUGUGGUGAUGUACUCUAGCAAUCCGAUCCUGACGAAUGCCGAUUGCCAGGCGGCGUGGAAUUCCAUUUUGAUUGGAGCUCAGAACAUCUGCCUGUCUGGUGCGGGAGGUCGUUCGGUGUGCAACGGAGACUCUGGUGGUCCGUUGGCAGUGCGCGAUAACGAUCGCAGUCUGCAGGUUGGAAUCGCUUCAUUUGUGCACGUGAACGGAUGUGCGUCCGGAUUCCCGGCCGGAUUCGUGCGAGUGUCGCAUUAUCUGCAAUGGAUCGCCGAUAACUCCGAUGUUGUGCUUCGGAACUAACGGACGGAUG